AUGUACUUCACCGCUUACAUGUACUUUCGACUCGAGAUGCUACCAGUUCACUGCAGUAUGGCUGCACUAGACCCGCGAACGCAUCUGAGCCAGCUCGCAAGGUUCAUUCUCAUGCCCACAACGGUCGUCGCUUUCACUGCUACUCGCGUCUGUACAUUACUUUUUGUCCAAAAGUUCGGGGGAACCAAGAUGGAGUACGUGAAGAGCGUCCGCAGCGCCCUGCGCCCGCGCACGUUGUUUGCGUCCGCGUGCCCCGUGCUCAUGACCGCGAGUCUCCUGUACAAGUCGCACGGCGUGUCUCUCCUGCAGCUGGACGCGCUGGCCGCCCUGGGCUGCGCGGUGCUGACCCAGCUGCUGGGCAACCUCAGCGCCGUGUACAGCAACUUCCAGCGCACGCUGCAGCCCAAACAGCCGGGAGCUGCCGACGGCAAGAUCAUCCUCAAUCCCUCAAAUAACUGUAUCACGAAAUUUGACCGCUCUUUUGUGCACCGCAGUUUACUCUCGUUGACGCAAGUUCGACGCUGGUCGUUCCUGUUUUACGGCAUUCAGCUGGCGCUGCUGGGGGUGACUCAUGUCAUUUGUGACAAAAGUGUUGAAGUUACGGGAGGGAUGGCGUUGCUGGUCACUUUGGCACUGAUCUACUGUCGCCGUGGGGAGGAGCCACUGCCUAUGGUCGGGCUUCGGGAAGUUGUGGUGGCGUGGGCUCUUGGGCCUGUGGCUAUGCUCAGCACCUCUGUCUACCUCAUUGGGGAGGUGCCGUGGGCCGUGGUGCUGUACGCGUACUUGGUGAUGCUCUUCGCGUGGGCUUUCCUGGUCCUGGAGAGUGCCCGGGACGCGCCGUUUGCUCGACGAAUGGGGCGGUCCGAUACGUCGCUGGCGCUGAGACUGGGCUUCCAGUGGAGCUUCCAGGGCUUCUUGCUGCUGAUGGUGUCGUUCUACGGUAUGCUGCUCGUGUUGGGCAUUGCGAUGGGUCAUCUGGGAAACUUUCUGCUGGUGGUCAGUAUCGUCAAGCUCAAGGACAUCAGCGAGGAGUUCCGACUGGAAAGACUCAACCACUUGCCUGACAAAUUCGCUAGACUUGCUUCAUUCCUGGGAGUUGGCCUCAUCAUUUCGAUUCUUGCGGGAUUAUCGUAA
This is a messenger RNA of Phytophthora sojae, 1134 nucleotides long. RefSeq lists its product as hypothetical. The record is from RefSeq and is a predicted model, not a curated record. Lineage: Eukaryota; Oomycota; Peronosporomycetes; Peronosporales; Peronosporaceae. Bases 1 to 1134 code for a protein of 377 amino acids. The transcript has 3 exons.